Rosa rugosa (rugosa rose) is the source of this 2679-nucleotide messenger RNA. RefSeq names its product protein argonaute 4A-like. Gene Ontology annotation, cellular component: cytoplasm. The coding region runs from base 1 to 2679 and encodes 892 amino acids. The transcript has a single exon. NCBI's taxonomy places the organism in Eukaryota, Viridiplantae, Streptophyta, Magnoliopsida, Rosales, Rosaceae. Gene Ontology annotation, biological process: regulatory ncRNA-mediated post-transcriptional gene silencing. The record is from RefSeq and is a predicted model, not a curated record. Gene Ontology annotation, molecular function: RNA binding; protein binding.
AUGUCAACGAAGGCGUUAAUUGUAGCAGGAGAAAAACCUCUUGAACAAAUUAACAACGUAUCUACUCGUAUACGUGUUCCCAUGAAGAGGUCUGGCAUUGGAUCUAGAGGUAAAAGGAUUCCACUUCUUACUAACCAUUUCAAGGUGGGAGUGAACAAAUAUACAGAUGACUUUUACCACUAUAGUAUUGCAAUGCAAUAUGAUGACGGAACUCCAGUUGAAGGAAAAGGCAUUCGAUGCAAAGUUCUUGAUAAAAUUAAAGAGAUAUACGGCAUGGAGCUGGCAAACAAAGAAUUUGCGUAUGAUGGAGAGAAAAGCUUGUUUACUGUUGGUCAACUCCCUCAUAAAAGACUUGAUUUCAUGAUCGUAUUGGAUGACAUGUCAUUGAGCAGGUCUGGGGGAUCCCGACGCGGUUACUUUUUAGAAGAGAGGGAGGGUGAUAGGAAGAGAGUAAAGCAGUCAUUUGGUUCCAAAACAAUAAAGGUGCAGUUCAACUUUGCUGCUAUAAUCCCAAUGCAAGCAAUUGCGAAUGCCUUACGAGGUCAGGACUCUGACCAUUUUCAGGAAGCAGUUAGAGUUCUUGACAUCAUUCUUAGGCAGAAUGCAGCAAAGCAGGGUUGUCUCCUUGUUCGGCAGUCAUUCUUCCAUAACAAGCCGAGGAGCUUUAUAGAGCUGGGAGGAGGGGUGUUAGGCUGUAGGGGUUUACAUUCAAGCUUCCGGGCCACCCAAGGUGGCCUAUGUCUGAAUAUGGAUGUAUCCACUACAAUGAUUCUAAAACCUGGUCCUGUUGUGAAUUUCCUCAUCGAGAACCAAAAUGUCAAAACUCCUUACCAGAUUGAUUGGACUAAGGCUAAGAGGAUGCUUAAAAAUCUGAAGAUUGUGACCUAUGCCUCCAAGAAGGAGUACAAAAUCACUGGAUUGAGUGAUAAACCCUGCAGACAGCAGACCUUCUUUUUGAAAUCAAAAAAAGGACAGAAUGGAGAUGGAGUAGAGAUCACAGUGUGUGAAUACUUUGCUCAGUAUAAGCAGAUGCAGUUACGCGAUUCAGCAGAUUUUCCAUGCAUAAAUGUUGGAAAGCCAAAGAAACCAUCCUACUUUCCUCUUGAGCUUUGUGACUUGGUUUCUUUGCAACGCUAUACCAAGUCAUUGUCCAAUAUCCAAAGGGCUUCACUAGUGGAGAAGUCUAGGCAGAAGCCCCAGGAGCGAAUGUCAACUUUGCGUGAUGCACUGAGGAGUAGCAAGUAUGAGGCUGACGUGAUGCUUCGUUCUGCUGGAAUAUCGAUUGGUACAGAACUCAUGCAGGUUGAAGGUCGUGUGUUGUCAGCCCCAAAUUUGAAAGUGGGAAAUGGAGAUGUCAUUUUUCCUAGGAAUGGGAGAUGGAAUUUCAACAAUAAAAAACUAGUAGAUCCUGUAAAACUAGAACGCUGGGCUGUUGUGAAUUUCUCUGCUCGCUGUGACAUUCGGUACCUGGUUGACACUAUGAUAAAGUGUGGAGAUAUGAAAGGAAUUUCCAUCAAGCCUCCAUUUGGUGUGUUUGAAGAGAGUAUUCAGAACAGACGUCAGUCAGCUCCGGUUAGAGUAGAAAAGAUGUUUGAAUACAUUAAGCCCAAACUUCCAGGACCACCACAGUUUUUGUUGUGCAUUCUCCCAGAGAGGAAGAAUUCUGAGAUAUAUGGUCCAUGGAAAAGGAAAAACCUUUCAGACAUUGGGAUUGCAACGCAGUGCAUUGCACCUACGAAGGUGAACGAUCAAUACAUCACUAACGUGCUCCUGAAAAUUAAUGCAAAGCUAGGUGGAAUGAACUCCUUGCUAACUAUGGAGCAUUCUCCUUCUCUACCUUUGGUUUCCAAGUCCCCUACUCUGAUAUUAGGGAUGGAUGUGUCACAUGGCUCACCUGGGCAGUCAAAUAUGCCUUCUAUUGCAGCAGUGGUCAGUUCUAGGCACUGGCCUUGGAUUUCUCGUUACCGAGCUGCAGUUCGUACUCAGUCACCAAAAGUAGAAAUGGUUGCCAAUCUGUUCAAGCCUGUGUCUGAUAAAGAGGACCAAGGCAUAGUCAAAGAACUUUUGCUAGACUUUUAUAAUACUUCAAACUACAGGAAACCGGAGCAGAUUAUUAUCUUCAGGGAUGGAGUGAGUGAAUCACAGUUCAACCAAGUCUUGAAUCUGGAAUUGGAUCAGAUUAUUAAGGCCUGCAAGUUCAUUGACGAGAGCUGGUCGCCAAAGUUCAUGGUUAUUAUUGCACAAAAGAGACAUCACACAAAAUUCUUUCAGGCUGGUGGUUCUUCUGAUAAUGUUCCACCUGGGACUAUCGUUGACAACAAAGUCUGUGAUCCAAGAAACAAUGAUUUCUACUUGUGUUCUCAUGCUGGGAUGAUUGGAACAAGUCGGCCUACUCAUUAUCAUGUUCUAUAUGAUGAACUUGGCUUUUCAGCAGAUGACUUGCAAGACCUAGUUCAUUCUUUGUCGUAUGUUUAUCAAAGGAGCACGACGGCCGUAUCUCUAGUUGCUCCAAUAUGCUAUGCCCAUCUAGCAGCAGCACAGAUGAGUCAGUUCAUUAGGUUUGAUGAAAUGUCAGAGACUGCCUCAAGCCAAGGUAGUGUUACUGUUGCUGGAGAUGUGCCAGUGCAAGAAUUACCCAGGCUACAUAAAAAUGUCGUCAACUCCAUGUUCUUCUGUUGA